This is a messenger RNA of Micropterus salmoides (largemouth bass), 3572 nucleotides long. RefSeq names its product zinc finger protein 836-like. Lineage: Eukaryota; Metazoa; Chordata; Actinopteri; Centrarchiformes; Centrarchidae. Gene Ontology annotation, biological process: negative regulation of transcription by RNA polymerase II. The record is from RefSeq and is a predicted model, not a curated record. Gene Ontology annotation, molecular function: DNA-binding transcription repressor activity, RNA polymerase II-specific. Bases 1 to 1899 code for a protein of 632 amino acids. The transcript is spliced from 3 exons.
AUGUUUGAGAAGCUGAGGGGAAGAGAAAGACUCACACUUCACCGCUGUCAGCACUGUGACAAAUCCUUCGCAACAUCUAGAUAUUUAAAGAUUCAUCAGAGAGUUCACACUGGAGAGAAACCGUACAGCUGUGACCAGUGUGGGAAAACUUUCACUCAACCUGGUAACCUAAAAGUGCACCUACGUGUUCACACUGGUGAGAAGCUGUACAGUUGUGACCAGUGUGAGAAAGCUUUCAGUCAACCAGGUCACCUAAAAGUGCACCUACGUGUUCACACUGGAGAGAAACCAUACAGCUGUGACCAGUGUGGAAAAGCUUUCACUACAUCAAGUAACCUAGAAAUUCACAGACGUGUUCACACUGGAGAGAAACUGUACAGUUGUAACCAGUGUGAGAAAGCUUUCAAUCAACCAGGUCACCUAAAAGUGCACCUACGUGUUCACACUGGAGAGAAACCAUACAGCUGUGACCAGUGUGGAAAAGCUUUCACUACAUCAAAUAACCUAGAAAUUCACACACGUGUUCACACCGGAGAGAAACCGUACAGGUGUGACGAGUGUGGGAAAGCCUUUACUCAGUCAGGAAGCCUAGAAAGCCACAGACGGGUUCACACUGGAGAGAAACCAUACAGCUGUUACCAGUGUGGUAGAUCUUUCACAAGAUCAGAUGUACUGAAGUUGCACCGCCUUGUUCACUCUGGAAAGAAACCGCUCUGCUGUGACCAGUGUGGGAAAGCUUUCACUACAUCAUGUGACUUGAAAACACACAUACGCGUUCACACUGGAGAGAAACCGUACAGCUGUGACCAAUGUGGAAAAGCUUUCACUACAUCAGGUCACCUAGAAACCCACCGCCGUUUUCACACUGGAGAGAAACCGUACUGGUGUGAACAAUGUGGGAAAGCUUUCACAACAUCAAGUCAACUAAAAACCCACCAACGUGUUCACACUGGUGAGAAACCGUACUGGUGCGAACAAUGUGGAAAAGCUUUCACUACAUCAGGUCACCUAGAAACCCACCGACGUGUUCACACUGGCGAGAAACCCUUCUGGUGUGAAAAAUGUGGGAAAGCUUUCAAUACAUCAGGUCAAUUAAAAAUCCACCAACGUGUUCACACUGGAGAAGAACCACUGUACAGCUGUGACGAGUGUGGGAAAACUUUUACUCAGUCAGGUAGCCUAGGAAUCCACAGACGUGUUCACACCGGAGAGAAGCCGUACAGCUGUGACCAGUGUGGGAAAGCUUUCAGUAGAACUGGUGACCUGGCAAUGCACAGACGUGUUCACACUGGAGAGAAACCGUACAGCUGUGAACAGUGUGGGAACGCUUUCACUAGAACAAGUGACCUGGUAAAGCACAGACGCAUUCACACUGGAGAGAAACCAUACAGCUGUGACCAGUGUGGGAAAGCUUUCACUAGAAAACAUGACCUGGUAAAGCACAGACGCAUACACACUGGAGAGAAACCGUACAGCUGUGAACAAUGUGGGAAAGCUUUCACUAGAACAGGUGACCUGGCAACGCACAGACGCAUUCACACUGGAGAGAAACCGUACAGCUGUGACCAGUGUGUGAAAGCUUUCAUUACAAGAAGUGAUCUGACAAAGCACAGACGCAUUCACACUGGAGAUAAACCGUACUGGUGUGACCAAUGUGGGAAAUCUUUUAAUACAUCAGGUUAUCUUUAUGUCCAUCAACGUGUUCACACUGGAGACAAACCGUACUGGUGUGACCAAUGUGGGAAGGCUUUUACUGCAUCAGGUUAUCUAAAGUUGCACCAACGCGUUCACACAGGAGAGAAGCCGUACAGCUGUGACCAAUGUGGGAAAGCUUUCACUAAAUCAUGUUAUCUAAAGUUGCACCGCUGCGUUCACACAGGAGAGAAGCCGUACAACUGACCAAUGUGGAAAAACUUUUCUUAACAUUCAUUCUCUUAAUACACAAGAACAUUCACAAUGCAUUGUGCUAAACAUUUCGUUUCUAGAGCCAAGCUGUGUAUUGCCUCCUGCUUCUCCUCCCAUUGCCCUAAAUCCAAACACUUGUUAUUAUGUGACUAUGAUGGAGUAGUAACAUGUGAUGACACUUGGCUCACAAGAACGAGACGAGAUUUCAAUACUAUUUUUUUAGAAAUCAAGCUGAACUAUAUGAAUUUAUAUGUCCUGCUUUCUGGUUAAAAUGUCUGCAACAAUUUAUAGUAGAAAUCUUUAUCUAAAGGGAAAAAUUCAGGUGGCAGUUGACAAUUCAAAUGCUACAGAACCUCAAGCAGUGCAGCAAUCAGUCAUUCUGUGCUGCUUUCAGAUCUGUUUCUCAUGUGAUAAACUUUUCUCAUGAAAUAUCAUCCCUGCUGAGUCAUAAUUUAGUCUUCCCUCCUCUUUGUGUCUGUUUUUGGGGAAGGAAGCUCUUUAAAUGUGCGUGUGGCACCUUUUCACCUCCAAUGAGAAAUGAAAAAAACUUCUGCCCAUUCAGACUCUCUCUCACAUAUGUGUUCUCUGACAUGUCCAGGAAAAAAAUCAUUAUAUUACGAGAGUAACUUCAUCAUUUAAUGAGAAUUCAUAAUAUUUUAAGUCUACCUGCCCUUUACCCUGAUGUGCAUUACGUUUUUGCUCCGCUGGUAGUAUCCCUUUCAGACCAUUUGACUGACAAAGUUUUGGACUGCAUGUUGUAAGUGAAACCAAAAUUAAAUGAAAACACAUCAGGCAGAAAUCUCUCCACAAAUCCACACGUUAACUUCAGCACCUCAAUCAAGUGCAGCUCACUGUCCCACACAGAUCAAAGUCUACCAGCUACGUUACCACUUGGUCACAACUGUAGGGACUCCUUGUGCAAGAGCAGGUUCACUUGAUUACCAUCACGGCAUACGCUGGUGUCGUUUCAGGUGGGAGGAGUUAAUUUGCUCCACCAGCUGAUGUUAUCAAUUAUAAAUUUGUUUUUCAUUCCAUGAGAUAAUUGUGUGUCUGUGACACUGAUGAUUUUGACCAGUCGGCCUGAAUAAUGCUUUGAUCCCCUAGCUGGCUCACUACUAAAGAAUGUCUCUGUUCUACAAAAACAGCUAAAGCUAAUUUAUUCUAUCUACUAAGGAUGUCUGCUUAAACAGUAAGAUGAGAGCAUUCAUUGAUGAACGGACAGUUUGUUAUAAACUUAAAGUGACCAUGGGACGGCCAAAGGGGGAACUGUAAUGGAAACAAAUGGAUUUUACCUGUAUGUACUUUUAUUAAUCCUCUAUAUGUCAUUACCUUAUGUUCUUUGCUCAUCUUAUGUGGUGUUAUAAUUUCCACUUAGUGUACUAGUGUUUUGAUAUAAUGACCUUCUGUGAUUGUUUUGUCUCAGGCUUUCCUGUAAGAAAGGAGUUUCCACUGUGGAUCAAGGCUGAGAAAGGCUUUUCUGUUAGACUCCACAAUUAUUCUCUAGCAUUAAAUGUAUUCUCUGUUUCUCUGGGUCAGACUCUAAUCUCUAAACACCUCUGGUGAAUGAGCUCUACCCAGGGUACCCCCGGGGUCUUAAAAGUAUUAAUAUAGUGUUAAAUUUUGAAUUCUAAAAAUAAGGUCUUAAAAGCAUUAAAUUUUAUUUACAU